AUGAGCAACAUUUUGUAAAAGGAAUAAGAUAAUAUUGAUGCACUUAAGCAUUAUUCAAAGAGCUAGGUAACAUUAUUUAAUCAAAUAAUUGUAGGAGUUUAAAAAUUCGCAUAGAAUUCAAGAAGCAUUAACAGAAAUUAAUACUGCCUUAAAUCUCAAUCCUGAAUUUUCAUAAGCCUACACAUUAAGAAGUUCAUUAUUGUAAUUUAAAAUUUAGGUGAAUUAUAUGAAAAAUUGAAAUUAUAUGAUAAGGCUUUGGAAGAUAUAAAUCAUAGCCUAUCUAUAAAUAAUAAUAAUCCUGAAAGUUUAUAUUAGAGAGGUAUGCAUAGAAUAUUAAAUUAAGGAACAAUUUAUUGGUAAAAACAGUUAUUUGAUCAAGCUUUAUAAGAUUGUAUGAAAUGUGUUGAAAUAAAUCCAAAUUUUGGGAUGGGCUUUAGUAGAAUGGGUAAUAAAAAAUAUCAUUUUAGGGACUAUUAUGCAAGAUUUGAAAUAAAAAGACAAAGAAAUUUUGUAUUACAAUUUAGCUUUAGAAAAAGAUUGUAAUUGUUAUUAAGCGCUCACAUAUAGAGGUAAUACUGAUGUUUAAAAAAGGUGUAUAUUAUUAGGACGAACAAAAAUAUGAUUAAGCUUUUAACGACUUCAAUUAAGCUAUUUAAAUUAAUCCAAAAUAUCCUAAUGCCUACAUGAAUAGAGGUGAAUACUAUUAAACAUUAUAUUUUAGGCAAUUUAUAUAGAAAAACUGGUGAUAGAGACAAAGCAUUAAAGGACUUUAAUAAAGCAAUCCAACUUGAACCAACAUCUGCAAUAACCUACUAUAAUCGAGGUGAGCAUAUUUAUGCAUCUUUUUAAGGUGUUUUAUAUGAUGAUAUUUGUGAUAGAGAUAAAGCAUUAAUUGAUUAUAAUUAAGCUAUUUAACUUGAUUCAAAAUAUGCUAAAGCCUUCAUUUAUAGAGGUGAAUACUAUUACCUUUUAAUAUAUUAGGCAAUUUAUAUAAAAAUAUUGGUGAAAAAGAGAAAGCAUUAAUUGAUUAUACUUAAGCAAUCCAACUUGAUCCAAAAGAUGCAGAUGUCUACAAUUAUAGAGGUUAACACUAUAAAAUUUAAUAUGUUAGGCACCAUAUAUGCUGAUAUAGGUGAUAGAGAAAACGCAUUAAUUGAUUAUAAUAAAGCAAUCCAACUUGAACCCAAAUAUGCUAAUGCAUUCAUUAAUAGAGGUGAAUACUACUAUAAUUAAUAUUAGGCAAUUUAUAUGAUUUUGGCAAUAGAGACAAAGCAUUAAAAGACUAUAAUAAUGCAAUCCAACUUGAUCCAACAUCAGCAGUAGCCUACUAUAAUAGAGGUGAGUAAAUUUAUGGAUAAUUUUUUAAGGUGGUUUAUAUGAUGCUAUUGGCGAUAAAGAAAAAGCAUUAAUUGAUUAUAAUUAAGCAAUCUAACUUGAUCCAAAUAAUGCAAUGACUUACUAUGAUAGAGGUGAGUACAUAUAUACUUAAUAUGCUAGGUGCUUUAUAUGAUGGUUUUGGGAAUAGAGAUAAUGCAUUAAUUGAUUAUAAUCGCUCAAUUCAGCUUGACCCAAAAAAUGCUAAAGUCUUCUUUAAUAGAGGUGAAUAAUUUUACAUUUAAUAUAUUAGGCAAUUUAUAUCAAAAUAUUGGUGAAAAAGAAAAGUCAUUGAUUGAUUAUACUUAAGCAAUCCAACUUGAUCCAAAAGAUGCAACUUUCUACUAUAAUAGAGGUUAAUACUAUAAAAUUUAAUAUUUUAGGCACCAUAUAUGCUGAUAUGGGUAAUAGAGAAAAUGCAUUAAUUGAUUAUAAUCAAGCAAUCCAGCUUGACCCCAAAUAUUCUAAUGCCUACUUUAAUAGAGGUGAAUGCUGUUAUCCUUAAUAUAUUAGGGGUUUUAUAUGAUGAAAUUUGUGAUAGAGAAAAAGCAUUAAAUGAUUAUAAUAACGCAAUCCAACUUUUUCCAAAAGAUCCAAUACCAUACUAUUACAGAGGUGAAUACUUUGCAUUUAAUAUAUUAGCCAAUUUAUAUAAAAAUAUUGGUGAUAAAGACAAAGCCUUAAUUGAUUAUAACCAAGCUAUCAAAUUUGAUCUAAGAGAUGCAGUAACCUAUUUUAAUAGAGGUAAAAGCUCGUAACCUUAAGAUAUUAGGUGCUUUAUAUGAUGAGAUUGGUGAUAGACGCAAAGCAUUAAUUGAUUAUAAUCAAGCAAUCGAACUUGAUCCAAAUUAUGUUGAAGCCUACAUUAAUAGAGGUGAUUUUUAUUAUACUUAAUAUUUUAGGCAAUUUAUAUCAAAAUAAUGGGGAUAGAGAUAAAUCGUUAAUUGAUUAUAAUCGAGCGAUCCAACUUAAUCCAAACAAUGUUAAUGCCUAUAAAAAUAGAGGUGAAUAUUAUCCUCUUAUUAUAUUAGGGAAUUUGUAUCAAUAAUUAGGGGAGAAUGAAAAAGCAUUAAUUGAUUAUUAACAAGGAUUAUCAAUAUCACCUAAUCACCCAAUAAUAUUAUGCAAUUUAGGUGAUUAUUAUUUCUUACUUCCUGACCAUAAUUAAUUAGCUUUGGAAUGUUUUCAAAAUGCUAUCAACUACUUAUUGAGUUUAAGUUAAUUUGAAAUUACAUAAUAUCAUUUAAACUAAGAAAAUAUCCAUUUUUUACAAACUAAGUUUGGUUUGCUUUAGGAAUUGGAUUAAUAAAUAUAGAAAUUUAAAAUAAUUAUUUAAAAGUUAUCAAUCGAAAACCACUAGCAAUUAUAGUAAAUGCUCAAAUAUAACACAAAUUGUUAAUAAAUUUUAAGUAAAAUCAAUCCAAUUCUAUCAUCCUAAAUGGCUGAAUAAAUAAAACCUGAAAAUCAAUAGGCUUAAAAUGACUAACUGACUAAAAUAUUAUAAGAUAUUUAGCAAUUAAAUUAAAAGUUAUUACAAAAAAACAAAGAAAACGAUGAAAAAUAAUUGAAUAUGAAAACAAAUUAAUUAGAAGAAAAAGUAGACAGUUUGGUUCAGUAGGAUAGAUCUUAAAUUGAAUUAUUAUUAAAUGAUCUGGAUAAACCUGAAAAUUAGUAUUAAAAAAUUUACUACUUAUCGUUGUUCUGGAGGCUUUACAAUUAUUUACAAGCAGUGUAACAAGUCUCUACCGAUUUAUUUUAAAUAAACCCAAAUGCAAUUAUUGAAACUAACUCAGAAUAGGUAUUAAGUAUAGUUCAAAAAAAUUCUUACUUUGGAUAAGUUACACUUUCAACUUAACCUUUGAUUAGAGAUGCUUUUUAAAUUAUAAAUGCUGCCCUUGAUUUUGCAAUCGAUGAAAAGAAUGAGAGUAAAUUUAAAUAAAGAGUAAGAACUCUCAAUGAAAUACUAGUAUUUUUUGAUGUAAAUCCAUAAAAACUAGAAAUAGAAGUGCAAAUGGCAGCCAUAGCUUUGGGAAAAUAACAAUAGCCUAAUGUGAAACAAAGAAAAAUAACAAAUUUUAGUAAAAAAGUUGAUGAUUUAUUGGCAAAAGAAAAAAGUUCUUCUGAAUUAUUAAAAGAUGUGCACUGGAUUUGUGGGACUGAAGAUGCAUUCAUCAUUUUGAGCUAUUUAGAAAGAAAUGAAGAAAAAAUAUUAUAAGAUUAGUAGAAAAAGCUAAGGGAGAUAUUUGAAGAGGGAGUUAAAUCAUAUUCGUAUACUCCUUAGGUUUAAUAAGUGAAUUAAGGCUGUUCCUCAAUUUGUUAAAUCAUAUGA
Paramecium octaurelia is the source of this 3703-nucleotide messenger RNA. NCBI's taxonomy places the organism in Eukaryota, Ciliophora, Oligohymenophorea, Peniculida, Parameciidae. The record is from the annotation of a GenBank genome assembly.